GUCGCUGCUGAAUACUCUUCGCCAUUUGCAUAGCGGAGGUUAUCGCACAACAAAAUCGUAACAAACAUUUUAUUUACAUAAAAAUCAGUACAUUAUACAGUCCUUAGCAAGUAAUUACCAUGGAGAAUGGCUGAUAUAGAAGUAGAUGUAUGCUUUGUUUGUUUUGAUUCCUGUUUUGUUUUUUGAGAUUCCUUUAUAGUGUUUAGUGUGUGCGAUCCCGAUGCUUCAUUUGUCCCCGUAUAGAACUGUUGUCACCAUCAUUGUGCCAUGGUCGAGUCGAUUUCACCCUCAUGCCCUCCGAUCCACAGAUGGAACAGAGGCCACGCAAAAAGCGCGAAUACCAAUGCCCCGACUGUGAUAAAAUCUUGACUACGUCUGAAGGUUUAAACAUACACAGGAGACUGCAUACAGGUGAGAAGCCAUAUGUUUGUGAGAUCUGUAAGCACGCAUUCAGCAGGAAGUGGAACUAUACAUGCCAUUUGAAAGGCUGCCAGAAGAGACACCUCUCACCAAAUGCUAACUUUCCAGAGCUCAAAAAUCAAGCAAUAAAAGCACGAUUCAGUAAGCCUAAAGAAGGGGAGACUGAAGAUUUGGAAGAUAUUGAUUUGGGCAGUGUGUUUGGACAAGGGGACAGUGACAAUAUUGAUACUUUAAAGAACCAGGUUGAACCUGCUAUUGAGUUUUGUAACAGAAACACUGCAGAAACCUAUGGCAGAAAACAUUUAGUGCAGAAAGAUUCUGUCAAUUUACUUGAAGAAAAGACUGAAUGCCCAGUGAACAAUGUGACACAAACUGAGACACCAGUGACCAGUGACUUUGAAUGGUCCACUUGUGAACAAAAAACAGUUAGUACGGAUAGUUCUGAAAUUUCGUCUCCUGUUGUCAAAACGUCUACAGCUCUGACUAGUGAAUCUCAGGGAUUAUCAUUCACUGCAUCUCAGAGUUUGGAUGUACAUAGUUUACUUGCACAGGGAACAAAUGCUAUACCUCGCAUUAAAGAACCAUUGCACGAGAACACUGUUAAACAUUCAUCUAUUCUCAGUGAGGCUUUAAACAGAACGCCGAUUUCAAGAAAUUGCAUCACAUCCAGUGCUCAAUUAAAUCAAACUUACAAACAUUUUCCCAAUUCCAAGGUUUGCGCUUUGUCUCAGUUAAUUCCAAACAGUGCAGGAAAUGUCCUAGAUUUUGCAAAACAUUUAAAAAUAUUCAAUAAAGAUCCACCACCAUAUCCUGGCUUGCCAAACAGGAAAGUUACAACAACAACAACAACAACAACAAAAUCAGCAAUUCCUGGUCCAAUUUCACAUAUUAUAGUUGUUAAUGGUGGAAAGACAUUGUAUUCAUAUCAGCUGCAGGUGAAGCAGGAAGCCACAGUGACUGUACAAGGUGACACCGUUAGUGACACAAUAAAUAAAGAUAAGAUAGUUGACGAAACAACUCCUUGCCUUACACCAGUAGUAGAUAGUGGCAGUUAUGAUGAAAUAGAUGGUGAUAUUCCAACUGUUAAAGCUGAACCAGAUGACAACCCAAAUGACCAUAUCAGUGAUUCUAGUGAUUCCAAUGUUGUUAAAAUAGAAAAUGUAUUAGUUAAUGAGAAAAGAAGGCAGAUUGUUAAAGAAAAAGAUACUGCUUUUCAAUUAGGGUUUGGAACCGAUAAAUCCGAAACAAGUGUUGCAAGAAGUGCAAAAGAGGUAGCUCAAGAUUUUUUCAACUUCAAAACUGACUUUAACAGAAAUGUUUCCAGUUUAAAUCCUCAGAUUUAUAGCAGUCAUUUCUUAAUUGGAAGAGACAAAAUAGAAGCAGAUUGCAAAGUUGAAUCUGAUGACACUGGUUUAUUUGGAUAUAAUACUGCUGAUGACUUUGAAAGUGACAGAGGAGCAAAAAAUAGUGUUGAUGGUGUAGCAUAUCAGACUGUUGGUACACAGUCAUGUAUGACAUUAAGGAACCGAGAGAAUAAAUCAUUCAAAAGAUUGCAUGAACUGAGAAAGGAGAUUUUAAAUGGUGCAUAUGUAAAGGAUGUUUAUGAUGCUGAAGAAAUAGUUGACCCAGAACCAGUUUGUAAACUUCGUAAAUCAGAAAACAAGGAUGUGAUUCAUAUAAAGGAGCUAGUUGAAGAAAGGAGAAGGAAAAAAGAAGGGAAAAAAAUAGAAAGUUGUGAUUCCCAAGUUUCUGAAUAUCAUAAAAGAAGAAGGCCAGAUAAAGAAAAAACUGCAGUCUAUAGGCAGAGAAAAAUUGUUCAGAAAUCAUAUACUAAUUCAGGAUUUGAGUGUAAAGUAUGCGGAAAGUUACUAACAACUCCAUAUGGAUUACAGAACCAUUUGAUGGUACAUGAGGGGCAAAAGCCUUUUGUAUGUAAAGUUUGUAAUCACGCAUUUACAAAACAGUGGAAUUUAAAAACUCAUUUACAAAAUAGGCAUAAAAUCGAUCCUACAAAAAAGGAUCUAGAGCCUAAGGGUCCAGUUAACUUGUCAACAAAAGGUGCUGGUAUAAGACGUGUUUGCAGAGAAGAUAUUUCUGUCAGUUCAAAAAGUGAAAUUGGUGAUAAAAACACUGCAAAGGCUUAUAAGACAUCAAUUGAUUUAAAAGUUGAAAGUAGUGAAAGUGAUUUUGGUGGUUCAAAGACUUCAGUGAAAUCUGAUUUUAGUGAAGAAAAUUUACCUAGAAAUGUAAAGGAAUUUGAAAAGAAUGACAGAGAGGAAACAGAGAGUAUAAGUACAUUUGAUAAUGCUGACUUAAUUGAUGAAUAUUUGAAUGUGAAUGACAUUGAAAAUAGUUCCUUUGAAGGGUCUGAGGGAAACAUAUUUGACUUGGAUGAAGCAGAUUUCUUAGAAAUCAAACAAUUAGAAACAGAUGUAGAUUUAGAGACUAUGGUAAAUAAAGAAACCGUGAUAGGACCUAAUGACACUUGUGAAAAUGUUAAUGAUAAUUUAAUUGGCAUUGAAAAAAACAUGGCAAACGAAAAUGUGAUAACAAUGGAAAAAAGUGAUCUCAAGAGAGAAAAUGUUCCUAAUGGGGCAUUAGAGGAGUCCAAAGUAAAAAACUUGGAUUCAAAAUGUGAGAAUGGUGAAUUAGGAGCUAAUCAGGGUACAGAGCUAGGUAAUGUCUCUAAUAUGACACUUGAAAGUGGGAAGAAACCUGAACAGGGUUUUGGUGACAUAAGUGAAAGAACUAGUCAGGGAAUGGAACAAGAUCUGAAAACAGACCUGAAUAUAAAUAAACCUGCUGAAAGUAUGGAGUUGAAUUCAGGGACAAAUGAAAAUACGAAUGAAAACACAAAUUUACCUAGAUCUGUAUUAUCAAAUGCAGGUGUUGAAGGAACAAAUGAAAGUAGUGUGAUCUCUCAGAAAGAGAAUAAUGAAUGUACAACUAGUGUUUUGCCAAAUAAGUGUGCAGAAACUGAAACAACAAAUGUAUCUCUGGAAGAGAGACAAGACAAUAGAGAAGUUUUGGUAAAAAUGGACACUUACACUGAUUCUGCUUCAUUAAAUACAGGGCCUUUGUCUUCCACAGAAAGAAACUCUGAUCUCAACUCUUCUAAUUCCAGUCAGGUAGAGCAUGGGGAACAGAAUAAUGGAACUGUUCCUUUAAACAAAAGUCUUCCUCCUCCAUAUUCGGAACAAGUUCACCCUGCAGUACAGCCUCCUGGAGAUCCUUACAGUCUUCCAGUUAAUCCGCAGUAUCCAGGACAGCUUGAACAUUACGCUCCAUCUCACUACCCAGGGCAGCCAGGUGUUCCGUUUGAUCCAACUAUGUACAGUGCGCAUUUAGCAAAUUUAGCCCACUAUCAGAAUAGGACUAGGGAAGAGAUGGAAGGCCAGUAUCUGCAAACUGCAGAGAGUGGUCAAGAGCCUGCCAAGGACAAACAGAUGUUUGAAUGUCAAACUUGUGGGAAGAAGUUAACUUCUACUGGUGCAUUACAGACUCAUAUGCGUGUUCAUACUGGAGAGAAGCCUUACCGGUGUGAAAUCUGUAAUCGGGCUUUCUCGUUCAAAAGUAACUGCACAAGGCAUAUGUUGACCCAUUCUCAAGGGAGACAAAAGAAAAGCCCACCAAAAAAUGGCACCAAACUCACAGAAGGUCAACCUAAUGAAAAUGAACCAAUGGUAGCACUGCCGGGUUUUGGAGAGAUUAGAAACACAGUGGAGGAAUAUCCAGAGCCUGAUAAUCAGACAAGUGCUAUGUCUCAGUCACAAGCUGUGCUACCAUCUAUGCAGACAUUGGUAUCAAACCAAGCAUCGCACUUUCCAGGUAUGCAGGCUAGCCCACUUCCAAACUACAGUCAUACCUCCACACCAGACUCUGCUCAUGAGAGACCAAGUGAGAUGACAUCACAACCCGAAGAUCUGUCAUUAAAGGGUUAUGGAAUUCCGAGUGGGGAAUACACGCAGCAUCGUCAGCACCCAUUUUAUCAGAACCACCCUGGCUUCUAUGAUCAGUAUGGACAUGGUAUGAAUCCCUAUCCGCCUGGAGCCUACCCACCUCCAAUGAGUCCUAUGCAACAGUCACAGUACGGAAGUGAGUAUCCUCAGCAUAUGAGUGCACACCCAGGCUAUAGGCCUGAGCAUCAGCCUUCGAUGCAUCCAGACACUGGAUCUACUGAGACCAGUCCGCAGCAGGUACUCCAAGCCCCAAAAAUGCCUACAAUGGAAGUGACUUCGGAUACUCCAUUAAAACAAAAAAAUAGGUCAAAGGAGUACCAAGGCGAGCGGAAACAUCCUUCUAAAUAUUGCGACAUAUGCAAGAAAUCAUUCUCAGCAAGUUACUACACAAAUCAUAUGAAAAUGCACUCUGGAACAAGUCCACACAUCUGCACUUUAUGUAAUCAAGUUUUCUCGCAAAAGUUCAGUCUGACAAGACACAUAGAAAAUAUCCAUCACAAAACCAAACAAGAUGUUGUUCCAUCAAAAGCGACAUCAGGGACGGAAGUUAACCAGCAGACGGAUAUGACAUAUUUCAAUCAGUCUGGAAGUUCUGAGCUCAGAGUGGAUCCAAACCCAGAAAAAAAUACAAGUGGAGACAGGCAGAUGUAUAUGCAUCAGCCAGAAACUUCUACGCCAGAAAAUACAGAGGAUAGUGCUGGUAAUUUAGGCAAAGAGAAUGUACCAUCAAUUGAAUUAUCAUCGAGUCAAGUACCAGGUCACAGCGCGAACUCUCGGCAGGCUGAUAGCAACCUCUCGCAACAAGGGCAGUAUAACUUGUCCGCACCAGGUCUGCAGAAUCCUCCAGAAGCAAGACAUCCUGAAAUGAAUCAGCUUACAAUGUCACAGUUUCCUCAUAAUGGUGCUGCCAACAGAGAGGGAUUUGCUGAAUCUCCGUAUCAGCAUGGGCCCCCGCAAUACCCGAACCAGAUACCGCAAUCUUCUCAGGCAGAGCCACAUCAGUGGCCUUCACCUUUACCAUCCAUACACCAUCUUCAGCAACCAGGUCAUGGUCAACAUUUACUUCCACCUGUAAACCAGCAUCAGCAAUUGCAGCAGCAGCAGCAGCAAUCUAUGUCUCUUCCAGUCUCAACACCAGUUUCUAUAUCAACCCAGUCAUCUGUGGAUGAAGGCGAAAUAGAUGAAAUAAACAAUAAACAGCAGUCUGGAGAAAAGGUGAAAGGCUCACAUGUUUGUACGGUUUGUAACAAGACGUACUCAUCCUCAGCGACCUUGAAAGCUCAUCAUCGUAUUCAUACGGGCGAGAAACCAUAUACCUGUGAUUUCUGUGAUAAGUCGUUCACAUUUAAAGGCAAUAUGAAACAACAUAUGCAGAAACAUCAUAAAGAUGCCAUACCAGCCUUGCCAGGAGUUCCAAGAUCUGAGGGUCAGCUUGAUUCUCCCUCUGUUGAGAAUAAUUUGAUUGGUAUAAAAACACCAACAAAAAAGUCCAGAAAGUCUCCAGCUCCCAUGACAGCCAGUCCUGGAUAUGGUUUUCGUAUUUCGGAUGCAGCUCCACAGUUUGAUAUUCCUUCUCAAGAAUACAAGGGUUACAGUAACUCGCCCUUGUAUAAACACCAGGUAAAAGUAGAGCCAGAAGCUUAUGCAAGUAUGCAACCAGCCAUGUACAAUUACCAGAGCCGGUCACCAAUGAAUAAUUUGGGAACCAAAACCCCGCCCCAGCUGUAUCCAACUCCGCCUCCACAAACAUACAGUGGAAGUCCGGUGAAAUCACUACCAUCUAUACAAAACUUCAACAGUUUCCAUCCUAGUCAAGCAGGGAUGUAUCCAAAUUACGGAGAUAAGCAACAAGGGUAUCCACAUGGCCUUGGUCCUAACCUAAUCCCAGGGCAGGCAAAUGAAAUAAAGCCAGAAGUUCCGGCAAGUUCAGGUUCGCAACCAGAACCAGAUGGGUUACCAGUGCAGAUUGCUAAUGCUGUACUAGGUAUGCAACAGGAAGGUUUAGGAGGUGCAGGGCUCAACCCUCCGGAAUAUUCUGCAGUAGCUCAUUCAGAUCUGAAGAGUUGGCCAGACCAUAACUUCCCAGCUGUACCUGCUAUUAAGACUGAAGAAUCUGAUAAUGCGGAUAUUGCACCAUCUAUAGGGGACCUUGAAAAAACGGUAAUGCCUUUGGUUGCAGAUGACUCGCAUCAAGAAAAUCAGACAAGAACAGUACGUCAAGAAGAGGGGCCAGGAAAUACACAGGCUGCUGCAAAUGAGGUGGCAAUUUCCCUACCAACUUCUUUAGAACAUGAUCAGCUGUAUAGCCAGUCGGAGACAAGCAUACAUCAAAAAGGUUCUGAAACUGGAAUGAGCCAAUCAAAUCCCAUAAUGCAUUUAGGUAACCAGUCAGAUUCUAUGUCUCACAGCUUUCAACCAGGUGUACCAAUGGAGUCGCCCGUUAUGCAAUCUCCAAGUUCAACAGGUACCCCAUUACAGUCACCACAUCCGAGUACACCAGGUACUCCUAUUAUCUCGCCGCAGAAUAAUCCAUUCGGAAACAACUUGAUUUCACCAAAGUCAAACGCACCAGGAAAUCCACUUUCCUCCCCUAAACCAAAAAGCAUCAUAUGUCCCGUGUGUAACAAGGAGUUAGCAUAUUCCAGCAGUCUGUCUACACAUAUGCGAGUUCACACUGGAGAAAAGCCGUUCUCUUGUCUACUCUGCAAUAAAACGUUCGCUCAGAGAAGUAAUUUAAACACGCACCUGAAGUCAUGCAGGAAGAAAAACGAGAGCAAGGAAGGCACACCGGAAUUAAUGGGGCCUGAAGGACAGUCAUCCAUGUCAGGAAAUAUAGGAGACGUACCUGAUACGUCAGGAAGUGAGAGUUUAUCAGCACCGAUGUCUAGAAAGCUAAGCACCAGUAGUGAUGUCAGUUCAACCAAUUAUGACAUGGCAGUGGAUUUGUCUCAGCAUCAUAGCACUCAACAUUACCAUGUCCCACCGCCCCCUCAAUCUAUGCAAGCUCUCAGAGAAUAUAAUGCUCACAUGAAUUACGAAAGUCAACAGGCUGGGUUGAAUAUGGGGUACGGUCAAUACUCGAAUGAAAUGUAUGCUCAUCAGCAAGGUAUGCUUCAUUCCCAGCAUAGUUAUCCAGGACAAAUGGAGCAGAACCAGUUCGGUGCAAACUCUUCGUUACCUUCAGUGUCUAGUUCCGGCCUGACUCAACCGUCCAGCAGCUCUGGAAACAUGUUACCGAAUUUUUCCAGUGUGUUUUCAAACCUGAACGAAACCAGCAGCCAUCAGAGUUUCCAGUAUCCGCAGCAUCAGCAACAGUUGCCUGGCUUUGAUUCAUUCAAAUCUUCAUACAAAGGCGAUGCUCUACCUCUGUCACAAGACUUUCCUACAGAUCUGACGGAAAAACCGGUCAAUAUGUCACUCCAUCAAGAUCUGACCCCUUCACCAAGUAAGGAAACAAAACCUGUAGCACCUCUACCGGAUUGGGGCAUCCAUUUAAAACAAGAACAAUGGAUGUCUGAUUCAAAACAAAAGCAAAUCAAAGUAGAGGGUAAAAGAAGGAGUUCAUCAAGGGCUAUGUCUGAAGAAGAAAAAACAGCAGCUCGCACAUGCAAAGAGUGUAAAAAAGUUUUAUCAUGCAUGGCUGGAUUACGACAUCAUAUGCGUAUUCACACUGGGGAGAAACCAUUCAGAUGUGGUUUAUGCAAUAAAAAAUUCUCCCAAAAAUGCAACACUCACACGCACAUUAAAUCCUGCAUCAAAACACAGAUGACAAAGGGAAAUCUUCCUGAUGAGCACAUAAACAAAAGUGAACAAGAACUUUGUGUUUUGUUUACUAUACGUGACCCAGACAUGAAAGUAGGGACAAGUUUUGAAGAUGGUGGUGAUUCGGAACUCGGCAUGGAUCAACUGGAAGAAGAUAGCAAUUCUAGAUUUGGGAACGAAUUGGGAGAAGGUAGUACGACAGUUGAUAUUAUAAGCAAAGGAAAUCAUGAAGAUGGUAAGAGUAACACAGAACUUGUUAAACAAGCACUGAUGGAUAUAAUUGACAAAGUCAAAUCGAAUGAAACUUUAAGUCCUCAAGAAAAUAGGUUGGAUAAUCGGUCACCUUAUCGCUCUGGUUUUCCUGAAAAUGAUGACUUUUACAAUGAGCAUAGUGAAAUAGAUGAAAGAGAUAGGUUAACACCAAAUUUUCUUGAUAAAGACAAAAUAAGGGGAGUAGAAAGUGGGUAUAAGAAAAGAAAAUGCUGUGAAUGCGGAGUUGAGAUUACAGGGUCUCCAAGCUCCCUUAAGCAUCAUAUGAGGACCCAUACAAAAGAAAAGCCUUUUGUUUGUGACUACUGUUGUAGACCUUUUUCUAUGAAGUUUAGUUUAAACCGGCAUAUAAACACUCAGCAUGGUGAAAAUAGACAUGAAAGAAAGAAAGUGGAAAAGCGGAAGUUAAGUACAGAUGAUCAGUUAAAUGAAAAUUCAGCAUCAAAUGAUGCUAAACAGUUUAAGGCAGACAGUUUUGCAGAAAACGUCAGUGAAAUUAGUGCUAUAAAUGAAACAAAAGACGCUGUAAAGGCAGAAACAUGUGUUGGAUCUUCGUACACUGAGCUUAAGGCAGAGAAUAUAGUUGAACCUCAAAAUUGCCCUGAAAGCUAUAUGGUAGAGAGUGAUCAAAAGGUAAACGACUUUGUUAAAAUGAACGAAGUGAAACAAGAAUUGACUGAAGUUGAAAGUGAAAAUGACAUUAAACCAGAAGCAGUGUUUGAAAAUGUGAGAGGUGAAAGGAGUGAAAUGAUAACUGAAGUGAAACAAGAGAACAAAAAAGUGAAAAAAUCAAAAUAUCCGAUAAUAGACGAAGCUGCAAUAGCAGCUAUGGAAAUAACAAAACGUGGUUUAAAGGUCUGUGAAAUAUGCAAUAAGGAAUUCGCCCGUCCAAUUCUGCUGUUAAAACAUAUGAGGACACACACAAAUGCAGAAAAACCUUUCAAAUGUGUCAUGUGUAACAAAACAUUCGGCUACAAGAGCAGCUUGAAAACACACUUCGAGAAACACAAAGCAGAAAUGUAUAAGUGUAAUAUUUGUGAAGAAUUGUACACAACAGAAACAGAACUUGCCGAGCACUCUGUCAGCCAUUCAUGGGAUGAUUGUCCGGAUUUAGAUGCAGUAUAACAUUUAGCUUUCUCUUUUUUUUUUUACUUGCUUAGGCCAUUAUUGAUUAAUUGUUAGAUUUUUUUUCCUUCCGUAUUUUUGAAGGGUUACAUUUUGUCUACUUUUGACUAUGCUCUGUUUAAUUUGAGAUGCUGUUCAAAUGUUAUUUUCUCCAAGGUUGAAAUUUUUGUUGUGUUAACUCCAAGGGUGAUAUUUUGUCAGGUAGAACUAGAAGAAACAAGUUUCAGUACUAAACGCUUUUUUUUUCAAAUGAGUAUUCCAAAUAUUUUAAAGACUUCUCUUGCAGGAUAAGCUUUUUAAAAAAAUAGAGGAAAAGGGUCUUUUAAAAAACAAUUUUAUGAUAUUUUUUUUGAAGAUAUUAUGUAUUGUAAUUGAUGAAAAAAGAAAAGCAAUAAAUAGAGCAGAAUUUAAGAAUUAAUUUUUUCAAAAAUAUCCUUAUUAUUUUGAACAAUAGAGAGCAUUACAGUAUAAGGUAAUAGGUUACUUUUAAACAACAGACUAUUUUUCCACUGUUUCUUUAUAGAUGUUGAUUUUGCAGAACCCAGGAUGUACUAUUUUCAAUGUUAGUUUAUUUUUGCUUGUCUGGAAAGUCAAUUUUUUUAUCAGCUUUUGUAGGAAAUUAGUUUCAAGUUAUAUUUUAAUAUUAUACAGGUUUUAAAUCAUAUUUAUAACUAAAAUAUAAAAAAAAAUGUCAAAAUUUCAAAGUCUGACAAACCAAGCCCUUAUUAUUAAAAUAUGUGUUUAGCUGAUUUCACUUUGGGUAAAGCAGUUCUAUUCUCAGACCUAAGUCGUAUAUAAAAUUUUUAAUUUCAAAUAGAGAUUCUUUACUAUUUCUUUUGUGCCAUUUACAAAAUUAUGCAAUUUUCGCAUUCAUUUAUUUUAUUUAAAAUGCUUGCAGAAUAUCUCCUGGGAAUCAAAUUAUUACCAUAAAUGGGUAAACACUGUCUUGAUCACAUUAGUUUAAGAUAAAACUAAAGGGAAUGCCCCUAGAAUGACAUUUUUUUAAAACAUGAGCAAUUCUUAAUGUUUCAGUAAUUAAAAAUAAAUAAGGUAGUUCUACAUGUUUGAUUAAAUGGACGUGACAGCUUAAUGUAGUUUAUCAGGAAAACCUAGAAUAAUGCCUGGUAGCCAUCAUAUGGGUAUCAUAAAUUUUGCUGGGAAUCUGUUUUAUUUCGAGUAUUUAGUGGGAAACAGUUUCAUAAAAUUCUACAUUGUAUACCAAAAUAAAUGUUCCAAACUUGCAGAACUACCUUCAUGUUAACCACACAGCGAAAAUUGAUAUGAAA
Mercenaria mercenaria is the source of this 10822-nucleotide messenger RNA. RefSeq lists its product as uncharacterized. Lineage: Eukaryota; Metazoa; Mollusca; Bivalvia; Venerida; Veneridae. Gene Ontology annotation, cellular component: nucleus. Gene Ontology annotation, biological process: regulation of transcription by RNA polymerase II. The transcript is spliced from 4 exons. The record is from RefSeq and is a predicted model, not a curated record. Gene Ontology annotation, molecular function: zinc ion binding; DNA-binding transcription activator activity, RNA polymerase II-specific; RNA polymerase II cis-regulatory region sequence-specific DNA binding. The coding region runs from base 291 to 9536 and encodes 3081 amino acids.